AUGGCCUCUAACGAUCCUCAUCAUGGACCGAGCAAUAGCGCGGCGAGCUCGUCUGCGCCAGCGACAGCUGCUCCUUCCCAGAUGCCAUCGACAUCGAAAGCCCAUGCGGCGACGCGCGCAGUGCCAGUCAAUCAGCCCACCGCGUCGGGCUCCAUGGCUGCCCCGACAGCAUAUCUCCAUAGCUACCCAGCUACGGGCGCGACAAGCACUGUCUUUCGCGCAACGCCCCCCACAACCACACAAACCUACCAACCCUCCACGUCUGCUGCCGGCACCCCCGCCCAAGCGCAGUCCUUCUACAACUACCCGGCGCAGAACUGGCAGCACUGGCAGCCCACCUUCUCCGCCUUCCCCAACUCGCAAACCUACUAUCAGACCGCAGGCUACACUCCCGCCACACUAGCGAAGGCGGAGGGGAAGGCGCCCGCGCUUACUGCGCACCAAACCAAACCCACCGCUGCGGCUGCCGCUGCGCCUCCUCCGCGUCGGCCACCUACGCCUCCACCACCCGAUCCUAUUCUGCCGAAGCACUGGGACGAGGUGCUCGUGGACUUCUUCAAGGCUGUUGGCUUCACACAGGCGCGGAAGGGGUUCGAGAUGGACGUGCUCGUGAUGAACCCCGAGUGGGAGAAGAAGCGAGUGGCGGGCGCGCUGCAGCGAUUGGUGCAAGGGCUUACAGUGGCGCAUGAUCCCACGAAAGACGACGCAGAAUCAGUUGAGGAUCGCAAGCUCGCCUACACACACAAGCCAAACUUGCAGCCGUCGACCUCAAUCAAUAAAUCCAUCUCCCAGUUCCUCGCGCAGAAUCGCAGUCGGAACGACGCGUCCAACCGUGCCGAGUUCGUCGACAGCCUCAAGCGGAAGCGGCAGAAGACAGCCGACGGCGACGCGCCAGCAGACGGUACCGACACCGCGGACGCUCCCGACGAGGCAUCAGCCUCCUGCGCGCGCACCGACGCACGGCACGUCGAUCGCGACGCGCAGAUGAAGUACGAUAUCGCGAAGAACGAGGACGGGCCGCUCAAGCGGACGAUGAAGAAGGAGGCGGAGGGGCAGGGUCAAGCGGGCCCAUCAGCGGCACCCACUGCAGCGCCUGGAAAGUCCUCCGGUGGCCCAGCCGACCUCAGCGAGCGCGUCACCGCCGUCGAGCAGCACCUAUCCUUGCAAUACGUGCCGACGCCGCCGAAUUCGGUCGCGGCGAGGCUGAAGAUGAUCGAGGACCAUAUUGCGCAUCUUGAGCGCGACUUUCCGCCGUGGGCCGCGCUGCACUUCAAUCAGCCGAAUCGUGGGUGGCCCCCACCCCCGCGUACCACGCCUGUCAUUGUGCCCGUGCAUCUGCGCUCCGUUGCUGCGCCGCCGCCAGUACCUCAAGCGAACGUCGAUACGUCGAAUCAGCCGACAAGUUCAAGAACGAGGACGAAGAGCUCGAGCGCGCAGGCGAAGAAUUCGAGUUUGCAGCGGGCUGUAUUGGAGAGGUUGGAGGUGCAGCAGGCGAGGAGGGAUUUGGCCGGUGGAGGGGCGAUGGGACUGGGUGGAGGGGGAUGA
Schizophyllum commune H4-8 is the source of this 1545-nucleotide messenger RNA. RefSeq lists its product as uncharacterized. Bases 1 to 1545 code for a protein of 514 amino acids. NCBI's taxonomy places the organism in Eukaryota, Fungi, Basidiomycota, Agaricomycetes, Agaricales, Schizophyllaceae. The record is from RefSeq and is a predicted model, not a curated record. The transcript is spliced from 4 exons.